AUGUGGUCGUAUUCGUGGUCAAAAAUCCGAGCAUUGGAGAAAUCCUCAAACCAGCCUUCCUUGCCACACGCCAUCAUCGUCUUCAAUGCUUCGGAUCCGCAGGACCCAAACCUAGCUGCCGAAGAGUCGUUCUGGAGCAUAGAAGCCACCACAAAAGAAGUUUUCACAGCGCUUUCUCGUCUGCUGCACGAGAGCGACGCGUUCAACAAGUACGUGGACAUGUGGAAGAAAAAGGGAAGGAUGGUCAACAGCUUCGAGGCUCUGGUCAUCCGGGUUCCCGCGCGACAGCAGCCAAAAUUGAUUCAUGAGCAAGCUAAGAAGCUUUAUCUCAGCAUCAACAACAGCUGCAGACAGUCACACCAGACGAGAGAACGUCUCCGCAUGCUUUUUGACGUCGGAGAUUUGCAAACAUACAUGGAGUGCGCCGUCGAACAUUUCGCAACCACCUUGAAAGACCCUUUCGACUUCGUCCGAGCAUCCAAUGUCAACAGCCCCAUCCCCUUCAACUUUGCUGGGAACAUCCUGAAACUUGCCAUCAACAUUAUGAAAACGCGGCAAAAAGAUUCCCAACAGCUUCUUCGGUACCUCAGUUACAUGGCCGCCUCCUGCAUAAUGCUGGAUGUUGUUCGCAACAAGAAAGGGGGAAAAAUCAAUGCAAUAUUCCCCCACUAUGUAGAACAUCUCCGCUCAGCCGUCCGAAAUUUUGCCAAAAGCCACCAGCCUUGCGAAUAUGCCAGGCCCGAGAACGGCAUGCGUUGCGUCAACGUCAGCUCCGGUCACUCAAAAGGACACCAGACGUCUGAUGGUAAGAUAUUCGCAACUGGAGACUUUGUGGCAUCGAUCUCCCGUGCAGAACUUCAACGUGACUUUGAGAGCAGGGUUUUCAUCUGUCUACAAAAGCUGCAUCAGGAUCUGCAAGAUCGUACUGUCAAAGUCACCAGUUUCUUUGACCUGAUCGUGGGCACCAGUACUGGAGGCUUGAUUGCUCUUGGCCUCGGCGUGAAGGAGUGGUCCGUCCAGGAAUGCAUCAGAACGUUCGAAGUAGACAUGUCCACCCUGAAAAGCAGGGGCGAAACCAUGAAUGAAGAAUUGAAGAUCUGGGAAGCAGCUCGAGCAACAUCAGCAGCACCAUGGUUCUUCAAGCCUUUCAUGCAUGGAGGGACAGGGCAGACUUACUUCGACGGGGCCAUAUUCCACAACAACCCAAUCGCUGUCGCAAUUAUGGAGCGGCAAAACCUUUGGCCAGAUGAGCCGUGCGAGUUUCCCGAUAUCAUCCUCUUCAUUGGUACAGGAACCAGCACAGGGCUCGAGACUCGAAGGUCGGGUCUUCAACCCGAGAAACCACAUCAGGGAUUGGCCGGACUCCUGGCGAACAUGUACCACCUGGCCAAGGAUCGAUUCGAAUCUGCGUUGAAUUUUGAGAUCAGUGAGAUCGGCACUUUGCUUCGUCGAUGGGCGGAGAUGGGCCACCCGCCGAAAUUCGAGUUCAGUGAAGCGGGAAGAUUGGUGCAUUCCAAAAGCAGCCUUAUUCUCGCACAGGAAGACCUCAACCUCAUGAUCAAGGAGUCCAAGUUUCCCCAUAUCUACGUGAAAGUCAGGCUGUCCUACAACCGGUCGGAGACUGAAAUGCGCCUUUCAUUUCAAGAUCGAAACAACAGUGUGUAUCCUAUUAGUGGGUUUCCGCGGUGUCUUGACGACGAUGAAGUUGAUAGCAUGGGAGGACCUCGCAGGGGUUCUGGUUUCUCUUCUGUCAGAAAUCAUCGACGCUGGUUUGAACUAGUUGGUGAACCAAGCUUGGACUGGGUUCCACCCGACACGCCUACGGUGGAUAAUCUUGGGCAUACCUCUCUCACAGCGUGGAGUACAUCUGCAGACAUCCUGGGGCAACCUUCAGAAGAGACAUCUGAGGAAAUGGACGUACCGGUCGUCAAGGUGGAUGUGCCGCCAGAUGAUGCCGCAAAGAUGAAGGGCAAGCCACUCUCCCGGUUAGGAAGCAUCAGAGGCCGACUUUCACCAUCCUCGAGAACUUCUGAGCCCGAUGUUGUACAAUCUGUGAGCGAAUCCGCGCAAGAGGAGCAUAUCUCGAUGACCCAAGAUAUACAAGAGCUUCCCGGCGAUUGCCUCCUGGAACCCAACGCAGGUGGUACCCUCCACGGAGUCGAUGAAGGACUACCUUUCCACGGUGGUGUCGGACAUCUGUCGGAGCAGCUGACAACCACGGACAGGUCUCCAUCUCCCACUUUGCGUAUCAACGAGGGUCCUCCCAGGCCGAUCGAAGCCUCAACUCGAGAUGCAGGCUCCUCGUUCCAGGCUAUUAUCCCCGACCUUGAAUACGCCUUCUCCGGCACAUCGGAGCCUCGGUCAAGGUCUCCAGGACUAGUUGAAAGAACAUUGUCAAAAUUGCACAGGAGUACUUCUGGAAGGAGUGUUUGA
Molecule: messenger RNA, 2433 nt
Organism: Lasiodiplodia theobromae
Lineage: Eukaryota; Fungi; Ascomycota; Dothideomycetes; Botryosphaeriales; Botryosphaeriaceae
Product: Lysophospholipase-like protein
Exons: 11
Coding region: 1-2433 (810 amino acids)
Biological process (GO): arachidonate metabolic process
Cellular component (GO): membrane
Source: RefSeq, a predicted model, not a curated record